CUUUGUCAUCGCUGACCGUCCGCAAGUGAGUUGACGGCGCUUGUGGAGAAAAGUCAGGCAAGGGGAUAAAGGCGUCAGGGCAACGGAUAGAGAUAGAGAGGAGAGGAGAGAGGGAGGGAGAGAGAGGGAGGACGGGAGGAGACAAGGCGGAAAGAAAUACGCCUCUCUCCUCCUUCUCCUGCACACUCCAGCGGACUUGCAUCCGUCCAUCGUCUUGCGUGGCUCGGGAUAGCAAGCGCGCUCUUUUUGCGCAUUUUCGUUUUCAUCCGAGGACUGUACGGGAGAGGGCUCGAUUUGGGCUCCGGAUGUGUUCGGAUGCGCGCCCGCCAGUGACACGGACUUGGACGUCUAGCUGUCCAGUGAGAUGUGAUUCCCUGGGCAUUCAUAACACUUUGACAAAGCAAAGUGUGCUAUAAAAGGCCCGUGUGCAAUAAAGUUGUGAGAAGCAGGAAAUACAUCCUCCUCGACUUCCGGGCCAAGCGAACGUCAUGUGGACCAGAUGCCUCCUCUUCCUCUCGACCUUGUUUGCUCCCAUUGCUAUCGCCUCCAGCCGCGCGCCCAUCCCCAUGGCGGUGGUGCGCCGGGAGCUGUCGUGCGAGUCCUACCCCAUCGAACUCCGCUGCCCGGGCACGGACGUCAUCAUGAUCGAGAGCGCCAACUACGGCCGAACGGACGACAAGAUCUGCGACUCGGACCCGGCGCAGAUGGAGAACACUCGCUGCUAUUUGCCCGACGCCUACAAGAUCAUGUCGCUCAGAUGCAACAACCGAACCCAGUGCGCCGUGGUGGCCGGCCCAGAUGUUUUCCCGGAUCCGUGUCCCGGAACAUACAAGUACCUGGAGGUCCAGUACGAAUGUGUUCCUUACAAGGUCGAACAAAAAGUGUUUCUCUGCCCUGGAAUUCUGCGAGGCGUGUACCAAAGCGAACAUCUCUUUGAGUCCGACCACCAAUCUGGCGCUUGGUGCAAGGACCCGCUGCAGGCCUCAGACAAGAUUUACUACAUGCCCUGGACACCGUACCGCACGGACACACUGACCGAGUACUCGUCCAAGGAAGACUUCAUCGCGGGCCGGCCGACCACGACGUACAAACUGCCGCAUCGCGUGGACGGCACCGGCUUUGUCGUCUACGACGGUGCGCUGUUCUUCAACAAAGAGCGCACGCGCAACAUCGUCAAGUUUGACCUCCGCACGCGCAUCAAAAGCGGUGAGGCCAUCAUCGCCAAUGCCAACUAUCACGACACCUCCCCUUACCGCUGGGGGGGCAAGUCAGACAUCGACUUGGCGGUGGACGAGAACGGACUGUGGGUGAUCUACGCGACCGAGCAGAACAACGGGCGCGUCGUGGUGAGCCAGCUCAACCCUUACACCCUACGCAUCGAAGGCUCCUGGGACACCAGCUAUGACAAGCGCUCCGCUUCCAAUGCCUUCAUGAUCUGCGGCGUCCUGUACGUAGUCAAGACUGUCUAUGAAGACGACGACAACGAAGGGACGGGGAACAAGAUUGACUACAUGUACAACACGGACAAGAGCAAGGAGACUGGCGUAAACAUACCGUUCCCCAACUCGUAUCAGUACAUCGCCGCAGUGGAUUACAACCCGAGAGACAACCUCCUCUACGUGUGGAAUAACUAUCACGUGGUCAAGUACUCACUCGACUUCGGCAACAACGACUUCCGCCCGCCCGUGAUCCCGCCGAACAGAGGAGGCGGCGGCGCAGUCGGAGGGGGCUCCUCAUCCUCAACCUGGUCGUUCUACCACCACUCGCUCUCGCCCUACUACACCACCCCGCGUCCUCUCCUCACGACCUCCCCGGGUCAGCGUUACCGAACCACCACGACAGUUCGCCAGCCCGCCGUGAAUCCUGCCGGCGGUUCACCGUCCGACACCAACCAGAUCCCAGACAUCAACCGCAAAGCCGGGGAGCGCUACCCGCCGGUGCGAGCGCCCCCGGCGGCGCCGCAGCCCCCGGCUUUUCCUCCCCAGGACUUUUGUAGUCCGAGAGUGACGGCUGAUAUUUCGUGGCCCCGGACCCAGCAAGGCCAACUGGCCAAGCAGCCGUGCCCGGUUGGGACGCUCGGCGUGGCCACGUACGUGUGCGUGGCCCGUUUGGGCUACUGGGAUACUCGAGGUCCUGACCUCAGCAACUGCACGUCACCUUGGGUCAACCACAUCAUGCAGAAACUGCGGUCGGGCGAGACGGCGGCCAUUGUGGCCAGGGAGCUGGCGGAGCAGACCAAAGGGCUCCUGCGUCCUGGCGACGUGCCCUCCACGGUGCGGGCGAUGGCACAGCUGGUGGAGCUGCUUGACGUGCAGCUCAGGAACCUCACCCCCGGGGGCAAGGACAGCGCCGCCCGCAGCCUGACCAAGCUUCAGAAGAGAGAGAGGUCCUGCAGGUUUUUCACACAGGCCAUGGUGGAGACGGUGAAUAAUUUGCUGCAGCCGCGAGCCCAGACGGCGUGGAGAGAGCUGUCCACCGGCGAGCAGCUGCACUCGGCCACGCUGCUCCUCGACACGGUGGAGACCGGCGCUUUUAUGUUAGCUGACAACCUCCUCAAGACCGACACUGUGCAGGAGACGACUGACAACAUCCAGCUGGAAGUGGCUCGGCUCAGCACGGAUGGGAGCCUCACCGACUUGACAUUCCCUCAGUCUGAGCUACACGGAAACUCCAUCCAGCUGUCAGCCAGCACUCUCAAACAGCACGGCAGAAACGGUGAGAUAAGGAUGGCCUUCGUCCUCUACAGGAACCUGGGCUCCUAUCUUUCCACGGAGAACGCCACCGUCCGACUGAGCAGCGAGGCCGUCUACCCCAACUGUUCGGUCAUUGUCAAUUCCCCCGUCAUCACGGCAUCCAUCAACAAGGAGAGCAACAAGGUCUACCUGUCGGAACCUGUCAUCUUCACCGUCAAACAUCUACAACAUUCCGAAGAGAACUUCAAUCCCAACUGUUCCUUCUGGAGUUACUCCAAGCGCACCAUGACAGGGUUUUGGUCCACGCAGGACUGUCGCCUGCUGGCCACCAAUCGCACCCACACCAGCUGCUCCUGCACUCACCUCACCAGCUUCGCCGUGCUCAUGGCCCACAUGGAGGUCAAGAAAGCAGACAGCAUUCACGACCUGCUCCUGGAUGUGAUCACCUGGGUGGGCAUCCUGCUGUCCCUGGUCUGCCUGCUCAUCUGCAUCUUCACCUUCUGCUUUUUCCGCGGACUGCAGAGCGACCGCAACACCAUCCAUAAGAACCUCUGCAUCAGCCUCUUCAUUGCUGAGUCGCUCUUCCUGGUCGGAAUCAACAGAGCAGACCAGCCGAUUGCCUGUGCAGUCUUUGCAGCCCUGCUCCAUUUCUUCUUCUUGGCAGCCUUCACCUGGAUGUUCCUGGAAGGGGUGCAGCUAUACAUCAUGCUGGUGGAGGUGUUUGAGAGCGAACACUCCCGCACUAAGUACUUCUACCUGGCAGGGUACGGCGUGCCUGCUGUCAUCGUCGCCGUCUCCGCCGCAGUGGACUACAGGAGUUACGGCACCGACCGAGUGUGCUGGCUGCGACUGGAUACAUACUUUAUCUGGAGCUUUAUAGGCCCUGCUACACUCAUCAUAAUGCUCAAUGUAAUCUUCCUUGGCAUCGCUCUUUAUAAGAUGUUCCACCAUACAGCCAUCCUCAAACCGGAUUCUGGAUGUCUGGACAACAUCAAGUCUUGGGUGAUUGGGGCCAUAGCCCUGCUAUGUCUGCUGGGCCUCACCUGGGCUUUUGGGCUGAUGUACAUCAAUGAAAGCACUGUCAUCAUGGCUUAUCUUUUCACCAUCUUCAACUCACUGCAGGGCAUGUUCAUCUUCAUCUUCCACUGCAUUCUGCAGAAGAAGGUGCGUAAAGAGUAUGGCAAGUGUCUGCGUACUCACUGCUGUAGCGGCAAAAGCGUGGAGACCUCCAUCUCCUCCUCCAAGACCACCACCUCUCGCACACCUGGUCGCUAUUCCACAGGCUCACAGAGUCGAAUCAGGCGGAUGUGGAAUGACACAGUGAGGAAACAGGAGUCUUCCUUCAUCGCGGGGGACAUGAACAGCUCCGCCACGCUUAACAGAGGAACCAUGGCUAAUCAUCUUAUAACUAAUGCUCUCCUUCGUCCCCAUGGUACUAACAAUCCUUAUAACACUCUCCUGGGGGACUCUGCAGUCUAUAACAACCCUGCUGCGGGCAUGUACAACACCCAAGCAUCUUACCGAGACACAAAGGGCAUCCUGAACAACGCAAGAGACUCCAGUGUUAUGGACACACUCCCUCUGAAUGGUAACCACGGCAACAACUACAGCAUGGCCAGCAGCGAAUACUUGAGUGACUGUGUGCAAAUUUUAGACCGGAGCGGCGGCUACGGCACCCAUAGCAACCACAAAGAGACUACCCUGGAAAAAAAGAUCUUGAAGGAGCUCACCUCCAAUUACAUCCCCUCCUAUCUCAACAACCACGAGAGGGUCACCAGCGAGCGCAGUCACAACUUGAUGAACAAACUGGUCAACAGUAGCAUGGCCAACGGAGGAGGUAGCAGUAGCUCCAGUAGCAGCGGCGUCAGCGGCUGCAUGGGCAACAGCAAAGAGGACGGAGGCCCCAUGGUGCUGGACAACCCUGCAGCCUUCCCCCACGAGGAGAACCUGGGUCUGGAGAUAAUCCGAGAGGAAUCCAACGCGCCCCUCCUGCCGCCGCGCCCCCCUCCGCCCGACAGUCACCCACCGCCGCCUCCGCCGCACAGCUACUCGAGGCCGCGCCGAAUCCCGCAGGAGACCAGCGAGAGCUUCUUCCCGCUGCUGACCAAUGAGCACACUGACGAGCACACGCACUCGCCCAACCACAGAGACUCGCUGUACACCAGCAUGCCGGUUCUCACGGACGUUCCGGACGGCCAGAUGAACGGCUUAACAGACGGUGAGGAAGACUGCUCUGGCGAACUGCAGCCCUGUAAGAGCGCCACAGCUCCCGAGUUAGAUGACGUCUACUACAAGAGCAUGCCCAACCUGGGUUCCCGGAACCACCUUCACGAGCUGCAGAGCUAUUACCACAUGGGCCGUGGAGGUAGCGACGGAUACAUGGUGUCCGGCAGCAAGGAGGAGUCCGACUCGUCGCCCGAGGAGCCCCCUGUAGACCCUUCCCACCUGGUCACCAGUCUAUAGAGCCCACCAAGAGACUCCUAUCCCUCCCUGAGCCCACUCUCACAACCUUCCACUUGUGUGUUGUCAACUGACAGGCCGACCAGGUCCGCCCCUGGACUGAGUCGUGCGUGUAACGUGUACGGUUCAGGACAAUACGGGGGCUGAAUGUAUUGUCACGCUGGGAGACACUUUGUGAAUAUCAAACAGGAGCAGAACCUCGAACCUGGAAGGGUGAGAAGUGGGGAGGGAUCUGUAAUUUCUAUGUGCUUAAUUGGAAUCUUGGAUUAGAGAUGAAAGUCCUCUAAUGUGGACCUCCAGCAUAUCGUAUAGUCUCCACUACUACUACAACUGAGGUUGACCCCAACCCCCGACAUCCGUCCUCCCAGUGAAAGGAAUCAUCCUUGCAUCCGUAGGUCGCUGCCACUUCAAAGAUACAUUCUUGCGUGAUGGCAAAGGACAAAGCCACAACAUGAACGGGCUCGGCCUCGUCACACGACCUGCCAAUCAACUGGGGGACAUACCAUCAAAGAAAAAAACAAAAAGAAAAAACAGCAACCAAACUGUACCCAUAUGUUUUCCGAUGUUCUCAAUUCUCUUCCUGUUCAUAUCUGCUCAACGGGAGUCGUGUCCAGGCUGGUGUCAUUUGUUCCUUCCUGCGAGUUCUAGUGAUUGCGGCUGCUGUUUAUUCCGCUCAUAAUAAAGAAAAGAGCUUGUAAAUCCAAGAGACUAUAGGUUCAAAAAAAAAAAAAAAAAAAAAGAAUGGGUGUGAGAA
Messenger RNA from Phycodurus eques (leafy seadragon), 5907 nucleotides. It is a transcript of the gene adgrl3.1, whose product is annotated as adhesion G protein-coupled receptor L3.1. Gene Ontology annotation, cellular component: membrane; axon; cell-cell junction. Gene Ontology annotation, molecular function: G protein-coupled receptor activity; carbohydrate binding. The record is from RefSeq and is a predicted model, not a curated record. Lineage: Eukaryota; Metazoa; Chordata; Actinopteri; Syngnathiformes; Syngnathidae. Gene Ontology annotation, biological process: adenylate cyclase-activating G protein-coupled receptor signaling pathway; cell surface receptor signaling pathway; synapse assembly.